UGUUCUGCCUGUACACCUUGUGCCCGUCUCUCUUUUACUUUAUGUCCCAGCUGGGUCAUUACAAUAUGUUUAUAUAAUGCAUACACAAUUUUCUCAUGGAUUAAGGAAUUUAAGGAUUAAGGAACUUGUAUUGUUGACUGGGUAUUUCUUUACACUCUUAACAUGCAGAGCAAUUACUUAUAGGGAGGUUUCUCGCCAUUGUGGUGGGAUACCGACCUCCCAGACAGAGCUGGUGCAUAUACUUAUAAAAGGAUUGUCAAGAGUGUCAGGAACAGACACAUGAAAACGUAAACGUGCUUUAUCAACGGACAGAAGUGUUUUUGCUACAGAAGCUUAAGAACCCACAACUCCCUCUAGUUUGGGACGUGGUAUGUGAUAACAGUACAGCGAUAGAGAGAAAGCAUCAUGAAGGUGACAAUCCUGCUCAUCUGCUCCUGCCUAGCCUGCGGAGGCCUGGGGAAGCCACAGUUUCCUGACCAAGAGAAAGAUCCCUUGUUCUGGAACACAUGGGCCCAGCAUACUUUGAAGAAUGCCCUCACACUUCAGAAGCUCAACCAAAACACUGCAAAGAACCUCAUCCUCUUCCUUGGUGAUGGAAUGGGCAUUCCCACAGUAACGGCAGCACGAAUACUGAAGGGGCAGCUGAGCAGACAGAGUGGGGAAGAGACCCAGCUGGAGAUGGACAAUUUCCCCUUUGUUGCGCUUUCCAAGACGUAUAACACCAAUGCCCAGGUCGCAGACAGCGCAGGUACGGCCACAGCAUUCCUCUGUGGGGUGAAGGCCAACGAGGGCACGGUGGGUGUGAGUGCAGCUGCCGUCCGCUCCCAGUGCAACACCACACAGGGCAACGAGGUCACCUCCAUCCUCAGAUGGGCCAAGGAAGCAGGCAAGUCAGUGGGAAUAGUUACAACAACGCGUGUGAACCAUGCCACCCCCAGUGCGGCCUACGCCCACUGUGUGGACAGGGAAUGGUACUCCGAUGGAGAAAUGCCUGCUGAGGCAGUACAGGCGGGCUGCAAGGAUAUCGCCAGGCAGCUUUUUGAGAACAUUCCCAACAUCGAUGUGAUUAUGGGAGGAGGGAGGAAGUACAUGUUCCCCAAAAAUCAGUCAGAUGUGGAGUAUCCUGGAGAGAAGAAACACUUUGGUACCCGCAUCGAUGGAAGGAACUUGGUGGAGGAGUGGAAUAACAGAAUGAAAAACAAGAAAGCCCACUAUGUAUGGAACAAGAAGGAACUUUUAUCGCUAAAUCCUAAUAGUGUGGAUUACAUUUUGGGUCUGUUUGAGCCGGGAGAUCUUCCCUACGACCUGGAGAGAAACAAUGAGAGAGAUCCUUCCCUGACAGAGAUGGUGGAGGUGGCCAUCAAGAUCCUGAGGAAAAACCCCAGGGGAUUCUACCUGCUGGUGGAGGGGGGGCGCAUUGACCACGGACAUCAUGACGGUAAAGCCAAGCAGGCCCUGCAUGAGGCAGUGGAGAUGGACCGGGCCAUUGGCCACGCCGGCCUCAUGACCAGCAUAUAUGACACAAUGACUGUCGUCACUGCUGACCACUCUCACAUGUUCAACUUCGGAGGCUACACGCCAAGGGGGAACACAAUAUUUGGACUGAAUCCCAUGUUGAGUGAUGUGGACCAGAAGCCCUUCACCGCCAUCUUAUAUGGGAACGGACCAGGGUUCAAAGUAGUCAACGGUCUGAGAGAGAAUGUCUCCACCCUUGACUACGAGGACAAUAACUACCAUGCCCAGUCUGCAGUGCCGCUGAGUAUGGAGACUCAUGGAGGAGAGGAUGUGGCUGUGUUUGCUAAGGGCCCCAUGGCUCACCUGCUGCACGGUGUCCACGAGCAGAACUACAUUCCCCAUGUCAUGGCCUAUGCUGCCUGCAUCGGCCAGAAUAGAGACCACUGCAUGUCAUCCAGUGGAGCCUCUAGUCUCAGCGCUGCUCUGCCCAGCCUGACAGCUCUUCUCACACUCACCCGCCUCCUCUGCUGACCUUUCACCCCCUCCUGCACUACCCCUACCCCUCCUCUCCGUGCACAUGUAAUACUCCAACGUCUUUUUUCCCGUUGUAAUGCAGAUUUCAUUUUUUCAAUAUUUUUCUAUUCAUUUUUUUUAUUUUUAUCUUUCUGUACAGUUUAAUGACUUUGGGACCACUGCAAGGGCAUUUAAAGUUAGUGUUUUGAGUGUUGUUCACGUUCAAUUAGAUUUUAGUGUUAGGGAAAAUAGGAGGAUAUGACUUUCUUUCUACUGUAUCAUAUAGGAUAGGUUGUGUUAUUCUACUUUGGUUUUGAUCAUCAUUCAGGUAACACCAAAACUAUUUGAAGAAUUCUGUCAUAUCAGUGGGUUUAAGAGAAGGGUAUAUCUCUGAAUUUAUAUCAAUCAUUGUAUGGGAAAAAAUUAUCUCCCAGUAUUAAUGACAAAUCAAUGUUGCUGCCCACCUAUAUAUUUGUUGUCUGUCAAUUGCAUGACUAUGAAUCAGUCAACUUUUCAAAGAAGCCAGUUCCUUUUGUAAAUUAUAAACCUAAUGUAACGUUCCCCUAGAUUUGAAUAUGAAUAUAUUAUUUCAGCCACUCCUCCGACCUAAACAGAGAGCAAACAGUAAACAGAAUCUACUUCAUAAGCUCUCAUCAGAUUCCCUAAACAAUCGUGGAAACAUUACAAUGAGCAAAGUAGAGGCUAUUUUGAAUGUAUGGUUCUUUUAAAAAUUUCAAUGGUAUGUAUUCCAUGUCCUUUGUACAUACUUCCCGAAAGCACUGAAUGAAAAGUCACCACCUGUCAGAAUUUCAUACAAAAUAAGCUAGCCAAUCUCUUACCCAAUAAAGGAAAUCCUGUUGGUUUUUC
Coregonus clupeaformis (lake whitefish) is the source of this 2835-nucleotide messenger RNA. RefSeq names its product alkaline phosphatase-like. The transcript has 12 exons. Gene Ontology annotation, biological process: dephosphorylation. Gene Ontology annotation, cellular component: plasma membrane. The coding region runs from base 406 to 1986 and encodes 526 amino acids. Gene Ontology annotation, molecular function: alkaline phosphatase activity. NCBI's taxonomy places the organism in Eukaryota, Metazoa, Chordata, Actinopteri, Salmoniformes, Salmonidae. The record is from RefSeq and is a predicted model, not a curated record.